Molecule: messenger RNA, 3516 nt
Organism: Cydia pomonella (codling moth)
Lineage: Eukaryota; Metazoa; Arthropoda; Insecta; Lepidoptera; Tortricidae
Exons: 1
Coding region: 137-2314 (725 amino acids)
Molecular function (GO): RNA helicase activity; RNA binding; ATP binding
Source: RefSeq, a predicted model, not a curated record
CAAUCUGUAUCUGAAAAUAAAAGCAUGUGUUUUUAGUUAGAAUCAUGUUAGUGUAGAACUAGACUUGCUAGUCCCGUCUAAAAAAACGAAUAAUUAUAAGAUUACUCUAAAAGUUUAAUAUAUUUAUAAAACCAAAAUGGCAGACGACGAAUGGCAAGAUGAACCGGUUGCUGUGAUGCCCUCGGCACCCAUAUCUUCAGGAUACGACAGCCGUCCGAGAGGAAGUGGCAGAGGCAGAGGACGCAGUAACGAUUCCAACUGGAGAGCACGUGGCCCUCAGACUAGUAGCUACGAUGACCGGCGCGACAAUAGAGACAGAGAUCGUCGGGAUGGCGGCGAUCGACGUAACGGAGAUCGUCGCAAUUUUUCACGGCAAGACGAAGGUAACAGAAAAGUCAUUUCAGUCCCUUCCUCUAAGAUCGGUCGCGUAAUUGGUAAAGGCGGGUCUAAAAUAAAAGAUCUUGAAUUUGAUUCUGAGGCUAAAGUCAAAAUCGGAGAUACUAGCGGCGACGAAACUGAAAUCACGCUGACGGGUACUGAUGAGGCUAUCGCAAAGGUUGAGGACAUGAUUCAAGAUCUUGUCAAAGACUAUAAGCCUGCAGGAUCACGAGAUUUGAACACUAGUAACAGCAGUAAUCAAUCUGGCGAGUUUUUGAAAAAAAAUGAAAAUGGUGUGGAAGUUAUUGACUGGACUAAGUUGAAUUCGUUUUACGAAGAGAGUCAGAAGGAGCGAUGGAGCAAGCUACCGCCUAUUGUCAAAGAUUUCUAUAAGGAAGAUCCUCAAGUAGCUGCAAUGUCCCCUGCUGAAGUUAGUCGUUGGCGUAAAGCAAACCAUGAUAUUCAAGUAAAGAGAACUUUUGAUGACAAACCUGGCUUAAGGCCUAUUCCAAACCCAGUUCUGACCUUUGAACAAGCAUUCCAGCACUACCCUGAGAUUUUGGAGGAAAUAUAUAAGCAGGGCUUUAAGCAACCCUCUCCAAUUCAAAGCCAAGCUUGGCCAGUUCUUCUUAGAGGUGAUGAUUUAAUAGGCAUUGCUCAAACUGGUACUGGCAAGACAUUAGCUUUCCUUCUGCCAGCUCUUAUACAUAUUGAAGGUCAGACUACCCCAAGAGAAGAGCGAGAAGGCCCAUCAGUCCUUAUAUUGGCUCCCACCAGGGAGCUAGCAUUACAGAUUGACAAAGAGGUAUCUAAGUAUCAAUACCGAGGCAUUAAAUCAGUGUGCUUAUAUGGGGGAGGAGAUCGUAAAGAACAAAUCAAAGUAGUGUCCAAAGGUGUAGACAUUGUCAUUGCUACUCCUGGGCGACUGAAUGACUUGAUAAUGGCCAGGCACCUGAACAUCAUAAACUUCUCGUACAUUGUCCUUGAUGAGGCUGACAGAAUGUUAGACAUGGGCUUUGAACCUCAGAUCAGAAAAUCAUUAUUUGAUGUCAGACCUGACCGCCAGACAGUAAUGACCUCAGCCACCUGGCCCACAGGUGUGCGGCGCUUAGCAGAGUCCUAUAUGCAGGACCCUAUCCAGGUUAAUGUGGGUUCACUGGAUCUUGCAGCUGUUCACACAGUUACACAAAAAAUUGUAUUUGUUGAGGAAGAUGAAAAAGAGCAAUAUCUUCUAGAUUUCUUAAACAACAUGGAGCCUACAGACAAGGUGAUUGUAUUCUGUGGUAAGAAGGCAACAGCAAACCACAUUUCUACUGAACUGGCAAUAAGAAAUAUUAGUUGCCAAGCUUUGCAUGGAGACAGAGACCAGAGUGAUCGUGAAGCAGCUUUAGAAGAAAUGGUUGAUGGGACAGUAAACAUUUUAAUUGCCACUGAUGUUGCUUCCAGAGGAAUAGAUAUCAAGGACCUCACUCAUGUUGUUAACUUAGAUUUUCCGCGUCAUAUUGAAGAGUAUGUGCACAGGGUAGGCAGGACUGGUCGGGCAGGAAAGACAGGCAUUUCACUGUCAUUGAUAGCGAGGAAUGAUUGGGCACAUGCAAGGGAAUUGAUAAAAAUUCUUGAGGAAGCUAAUCAGGAAGUUCCUGAUGAAUUGGAGCAAAUGGCACAAAGGUUUGAAGCCAUGAAGUUGCGUCGCGACGCCGAAGGAGGCGGGCGUGGGGGCCGCGGCGGCGGCCGCGGUCGUGGAGGAGGUGGUUAUGGCGGUGGCGGCCGCGGUGGUGGCUACGGCGGCGGCGGUCGCGAUGGUGGUUACGGCGGCGGCGGUCGCGAUGGUGGUUACGGCGGCAGCGGUCGCGAUGGUGGUUACGGCGGCGGCGGUCGCGAUGGUGGUUAUGGCGGAGGUGGCGGUGGAUAUGGAGGGAGAAGGGACAGAUAUUAGUCUCCCUUCUCAAAUUUACGACUGUUACUAAGGGGCCUAAAAUAGUAUAGUAUUUCUUACGGCAUGUUAUGCAAAAGUUUAGACUACUUUCUAAACUUUAGCAUGACAUGCCGUACAUACCGUGUACACACUAAAAUUUGAAAUAAGUCACAAAAUGUUCAGUCUUCCAUGCUAGACUACAAUAAGGUGUUAUGAACUUUCAAGAUCUACUAUCUUAACUUGGCUACUUUUUGAAACAUCUGAUCUACCCACCCCUCUUUAAUAUUACCUAGUUGUAAUUUUUUCCUUGUUUCUAGACUGAAUAUAAGCCAAUGGCUUAAAAUAUUGUCAGUUAGUAAUAUAUAUUGUUUAUUUUUGUUUAUCUCUUAUUGCAAGUCAAUGAAGAUGACUGUGAUCUGACUGUAGAGACUAUUGUAACGAAAAGUGUUUUAGUUUAUAAGGUAUACAUUGGAAUUUGCAUGCAAUUCACGGCAAACUAGAUUGUAAGGUCAACAGAACUGUGAGCAUAAAAAUAACUAAAAUACUUAGGCAAAGCUAAUAUUUGCUAUAAUAUCCUCCUCACGCCUCGAGGUAUAUUGAUUAGUUCCUCAUUCGCCGGAUUCUUGUUUCGCUUAAAUUUUUCAGCUACAGAAAAUCAAACAAUGGAAAUAUUGUGGCUUUACCUGUAUCUAUUAACACAUUCACUGCCAGACAAAAAACAACUUUUACUAUGGGACCAAACACGAAAUCAUGAAAAUAAAACAGCUAUUCUAUAGAAAACAUCGACUCUGAUUCACCGAAAUGUAUGAGACGGCAGAUUUUUUUUCGGGGUUGGCCCAAUACUAAAAGUUGUUCAGUAUGACCUACACCCCUCAGAGUUUGGUCUGAGAUAAUAAAAUCAGCCUUUAUAUUCCUGAUAAAUCCCGACGUUCUGAACUUGUCUUUGCGCUGGUAAACGGGAUUUAUGCGUCUAAGAACAUAAUGACACUUUCGAAAUGUAAAAUCUAAAAGUAUACAAACAAAGCUUAUGUAGCUGAAAUCAAUACAAACUACAUAUUUAAUGUAUAAUGCGUGUAGGUACAGCCUCAUUUUUAUAAUAAUAUUUAUAAUACACGCAAAUAAGAUUUUAAUACCUAAUUUGCUGUGAAAUGCGAAUAUUUACCAAUCCUUGUUUAUAAGUUUAUACAACAUUGUCAGUAAUAAAGGACCAUCUCAAUUUAUGA